AUGCCUGCAGAGUUCAGCCCAACCUCGACCCUCCACGGCUCACCCACCGGCGGCAACAAGCUCGACCUCCAUCCCUCGCCGCACAAAGCACACGACGGCCUCGACGCCGCCACCGCGUCCGUCCCCUACGACGGACAGGGAACCGAAGAGUCGCCGUACAUCGUCAAGUGGCUCGAUGGAGAGGACGAGAACCCGCAGAACUGGUCCGGCACCAAGAAGUGGUUGAUCACAGCGAACGCAGCAGUCUCGACCCUCUGCAUUGCGUUCGGCUCGAGUAUCUACGCGGGAGGACUGGGCGACUUCCUCGUCUACUUCAAGACUUCCGUGACCAUCAUCACGCUUGGUUUGUCGCUCUACGUCCUUGGUUUCGCCCUGGGUCCGCUCUUGUGGGCGCCUUUCUCCGAACAAUGGGGUCGCAAGCCCGUCUUCCUCGCCACCUACUUCCUCUUCGCCGUCUUCAACAUCCCCUGCGCGCUCGCCAAGAACAUCGAGACGCUCCUCAUCUGCCGAUUUCUCGCCGGCUUCUUCGGCUCGUCCCCGCUCACCAACUCGGGAGGCGUCAUCUCCGACAUGUUCUCGGCGUCUGAGCGUGCGCUCGGAAUCAGCAUCUUCGCCCUUGCGCCCUUCGCCGGUCCCGUUCUCGGCCCCAUCAUCGGUGGAUUCCUCGGCCAGAACGCAUCGUGGCGCUGGCUCUUCUGGCUUCUCACUAUCUUCGCCUUCGUCAUGUGGGGACUUGGCUUCCUCAGCCCAGAGACCUACGCGCCUGUCCUUCUCCGCAAGCGCGCCGCCAAGCUCUCCGCCGAGACCGGCAAAGUCUACCGCUCGAUGUACGACCUUCACCCGAUGUUUUCGGCGCCGUUCAGCGAGAAGAUGAAGGCCGCCUUGUUGCGCCCUUUCGUCCUCUUGUUCAAGGAGAUGAUCAUCCUCCUGUUCUCGAUCUACGCCGCCUUCAUCUACGGAAUCUUGUACCUCUUCUUCGGCGCAUUCACCAUCAUUUACCAGCAGGAGCGCGGCUGGUCGCCCGGCGUCGGUGGUCUCCCCUUCAUCUCGGUCGGACUCGGGAUGGUCCUCGCAGUCGUCGCGAACGUCUACGACAACAAGCGCUACGUCCGCAAGCUCGUCGUGGGUGGUGGCGUCCCUCUCGCACCUGAGGCGCGCCUGCCGCUCUGCUGCGUCGGCGGCGUCGUCCUCCCGAUCGGCCUCUUCGCCUUCGCCUGGACAACUCUCCCUCACGUCCACUGGAUCGCAUCGGUCAUCUUCGCCUUCCCAUUCGGGUUCGGUAUGGUCGCGGUCUUCCUGUCUAUGAUGUCCUACAUCGUCGACGCCUACCUCCUCCUAGCCGCCUCCGCCCUCGCCGCCAACGCCGUCAUCCGUUCCCUCUUCGGUUUCGCCUUCCCUCUCUUCACGCACGACAUGUUCGAAGGCAUGGGCACGCAGUGGGCCUUGACGCUCAUCGCGUUCGUCGCGCUCGCUCUCGCGCCCAUCCCCUUCGUCUUCUACAUCUACGGCGCCCGCAUCCGCCAGAACUCGUCCUUUGCGCCCGGUCACAAGCCCCCUGCGCCUGCGCCUGUGAAGACGGAGGAGAAGGCAGAUGACAAGCUCGAGCGCCAGUCAACUCGCUUGUCGACUCGUCAGGAGAUUGAGGCGGAUGAGGUCGCGAUGAUGGACCUCAGGCAGGCGGAGAGCAUCACGGAGGAGCAGGCGCUCGAGCGGAGGAAGGGGAUGCACCACGUCGUCGACUCGCAGGCGUGA
Messenger RNA from Rhodotorula toruloides NP11, 1752 nucleotides. Its product is annotated as MFS transporter. Bases 1 to 1752 code for a protein of 583 amino acids. Gene Ontology annotation, biological process: transmembrane transport. The record is from RefSeq and is a predicted model, not a curated record. The transcript has 7 exons. Lineage: Eukaryota; Fungi; Basidiomycota; Microbotryomycetes; Sporidiobolales; Sporidiobolaceae. Gene Ontology annotation, molecular function: transmembrane transporter activity.